CUCUGAUUUAGUGUGAAACUAACUUAAAAUGUCAUAAUUUAUCACCUCAAAAUUUUUAAUAUAAUAUUAUAUUUCAAACUUCUAAAAACUUGUCCACAAUGGCCCUACAGGCAACCAAAGAACUUAGCAAAUGUGUCUUAAAAAACAAAAAAAUUUGGAAUUCAAGGAACAUUUUACGCACAUAUACAAAGAGUAUCGAUGGCCCUCCCAAACAAAAAGUCACUGAUAUGCCUCCAAUGAGUGAGCCUGUUAAGGGUCUUCCAAAACCUGUUUAUGCUACCUUUAAAGAGGACGAUCAAACAACAAAAGUAACCGUGUUGGAAAACGGUUUAACUGUUGCAUCAGAAAACAGAUUUGGAGAAUUUUGUACAGUAGGAGUAAUAAUCGACUCUGGAUCAAGAUAUGAAGUUGCAUAUCCAAGUGGAAUUUCACACUUUCUUGAAAAGUUGGCUUUUAAUUCAACAUUACAGUAUCCUGAUAGGAAUGAAAUGUUAAAUAAACUGGAAAAACAUGGUGGAAUUUGUGAUAGUCAAGCUUCUAGGGAUACUUUCAUCCAUGCAGCCUCAGCAUAUACAACUGGCUUAGAUGAUGUAAUAGAACUACUAGCAGAGGCAACAUUACGUCCUCAAAUUUCAAUUGAUGAAGUGGAUGAUGCCAGGCAAUCAAUACAUUUUGAACUGGAAACACUUAAUAUGAGGCCUGAGCAAGAAACUUUUUUAAUGGACAUGAUUCAUAUAGCAGCCUACCGUGAUAAUACUUUGGGUCUUCCCAAAAUAUGUCCCCCAAGCAAUAUUAACAAAAUACACAGGAAAACUUUAUUCACCUAUUUGCAUAAUCACUACAUACCAAAAAGAAUGGUUGUGGCUGGAGUUGGAGUGGAACAUGAAAAAUUGGUGGAUGCAGUUCAAAAAUACUUUGUGGAUAUUGAACCAAUAUGGAAAACUGAAGAUAAAUUGGUGGUGGAAAAUAAGGACUUAGAAGCAGACACUAGUGUAGCACAGUAUACAGGAGGUAUUAUUCAGGAAGAUUGUGAUAUACCACAGUUUGCUUCUGCAGGCCUUCCACUUUUGUGCCAUGUUAUGAUCGGUUUGGAGGGUUGUUCCCAUCAAGACAAGGACUUUAUACCAAUGUGUGUGCUUAAUAUGAUGAUGGGAGGGGGCGGAUCAUUCAGUGCUGGUGGACCAGGAAAGGGAAUGUACACCAGAUUGUACACAAAUGUCCUCAAUAGGUAUCAUUGGAUGUACAGUGCCACAGCCUAUAAUCACUCCUAUUCUGACACUGGUUUGUUCUGUAUUCAUGCAAGUGCACCACCAACACAUAUCAGGGAUAUGGUUGAAAUUGUUGUUAAGGAAAUGGUUGCAAUGACUGGAAAUGUUACUGAUCAAGAAUUAAGGAGAGCAAAAACUCAACUCCAAUCAAUGUUACUAAUGAAUCUUGAGUCAAGGCCAGUAAUGUUUGAAGACAUUGGUAGACAGGUUUUGGCGACUGGCCACCGAAAAAGACCGCAAUUCUUUAUAAACGAGAUUGAAAAGGUCACCAAAGAAGACGUAAUGGAAGUGGCAAAAAGGUUGCUUAGCUCACAACCGUCUGUAGCUGCUAGGGGAGACCUUAGAAAAAUGCCAAGUUUGGAAUACAUUCAAGCUGGCCUUUUAGACGCGGAGGGAAAAUUACCAGGAGGGAAGAAAUUAUCGCUAUUUCGUUAGAUGAAUGCAAAAUGAUCCAAAUUGUUUUUAAAAAAAUUGUAUUAUUUAUUUUUUUAAAUAAAACAAUCUUGGGUUCUCUGUAAUUUAUUUAAAUAAAUUAUGUCUGUUUCGAUAAUUGACAUUGUGUAGGGAUGUUAUUAUUUUCUACAUUAAUGACAUUGCUAAUGAACUGACAUUUGUUGUUACUAUUGUAUAUAUUUUUUUUAAAUAAAACUAAUUUUUAGUACACCAUGUGUUUUAAAU
Molecule: messenger RNA, 1946 nt
Organism: Brassicogethes aeneus
Lineage: Eukaryota; Metazoa; Arthropoda; Insecta; Coleoptera; Nitidulidae
Source: the annotation of a GenBank genome assembly